AUAUAUCGUAUACUAGAUGCUCUCAAUGCAAGUCCGAGUUGUGUAGCUGGGCCCGCUUGGGUUGCAAGAGCAUCAUCCUUUGUGCAGGAAAGCGAGCGGUCUGACGUCCUUGAUGGGCUUCCAAACUACGAAAACGGGGUCGUAAAUAGCUUCAUGGAGCCAGAGACACGCGUGCUGACAAUCUCAUCAUCAGCAUUGCCCAUGCUCCACAUGAAACUCGAUAAGAGUGUCGAGCUGAGGAAGCUAGAGGUUAAACGUUUGCAUAUACUUAGACAAAUUCGCGAUUGCCGACAACAGUCCGCCGUCGCAGAAGCUCCAGGCGUGCAAGAAAGUGAUGGAAAUACAAAUAUCGACGCUCAAUCCACCGAAUCUACCCCCAAACCUACCAGAUCAUCAAUUGUGGAACUCCAUAAUCAGUAUAAUGAGUUCAUCAAUCAGCGUGCCAUUCUCCAACGCGAGUGUGGACGGCGCUAUUCGGACCCUUUGGAAGUGCUUCCAACCGAGAUCUGGAUCGAGUGUCUAAAUCUUGUAUUGGCAGACGAGAUCGCGGUGAAUGGAAGUAGCGGCGGUGGCAAUGGUUACUAUAACGCGUCGCAAGGUGUCUAUCACUUGCUGCUUGUGAGCAAGUCCUGGUGGACUAAACUUCUCAACGUACCUUCAUUGUGGAGUACCAUAUUAGUAGAUGGAGAUCCAGAUGUCCUCUAUCGACUCACCGCUGGGCUGUACUUUUCUGGAUCACUCCCUUUGACCAUCAUCAUUGAAUUGCCAUUCGUCGAGACACCCUCUAUGACAGAGGUAACCGACGUCACAUCCACGGAGGCGUACAAAAUCCUCACAGAACCUCAGGUCAAGUCUCGAAUCAAACGAAUCAUCUUCCAGCAAUCUCUACAAUCUCGAAGGGCUCACCGCGACGGUAACGAUGCACCAUUUAUCACAUUCUAUGAUACAGCAUUUUCACUAUUACGACCAUUCCAACACUUACCAGAGUUAGAGGCAGUUCAAAUGCGGCAUUCAUUCGACUAUUACUCAAGAACACUCCUGGAGGAAGGCUUCCCCAUCUCCCCAAAACUCAGGGGUGUCUAUCGUUGGUGCCUUCCGGCCAUUACUUUGGAAGGUAUCAUGCGGAACCUUUCUAGAUGGAGUAUUAAGGAAUAUGGGGGCAAUGCAGAUGACGAACAUACUAUGCAAGAGCUUCGAGAUU
This is a messenger RNA of Acaulospora colombiana, 1201 nucleotides long. NCBI's taxonomy places the organism in Eukaryota, Fungi, Glomeromycota, Glomeromycetes, Diversisporales, Acaulosporaceae. The record is from the annotation of a GenBank genome assembly.